UAGUAAAAUGUUACGACUCAGAAUGCGUUGUUUGUGAUACACUGUCUUCACUUUUCUGCAUUUCAGCGUUCAGUACAGGACAGUACUUCACUACUUCAGUCUGAAGAUAUCAGUCGACGGUUCGACCCGUCUUAACUUUCACCAGUCCACCCUCCGCAGUCUGUAUAUCGUCAUCGAAUAUUGAAAUUUCUUCGGAUUUCGAGAUUUGGUUUUUUGAUAAUAGACACCUAUACUACUCGAUACUCUGCCUGUUAGAUUAAGCGCAAGGUCACUUGAACUAUAUCAUCUAAGUUUAUGCUCCUGAUCGAUCCGACAUUCCCUGUUCACCGUUUAAUUUAAUUACAGUGCAGUGUGCACUUGAAUUCGUUCAAUUGCUAAAAUGAAUCCUAAUCAGCCUAAUGCCGGAGCUCCUGGUCCUGGUACCCCAGGAAAGAAAAAACAGAAAAAAGGUCAUCAACAAGAUAAUUCAAAUAUUAAUGUUGGAGAAGGUAAAGGACCAUCAAAUCCAGGACCAAAAGACUUUCCACAAAUGUCUCAAAGUAAGCCAGAUACAAAACAGGAGUUUACAAAAAAACAAAAUAAACCAAAGGAAACUAAACAACAGCAAGCCCAGAAACAAAACCAACCAACAGCGAGUAAACCACCAGGACAAAAUGACUUUCCACAAAUGUCUCCAAGUAAGCCAAAUACAAAACAGCCGGCAAAACAAAAUAAACCAAAAGAAGCAAAUAAAAAACAGAAUCAGCCUGCUGGGACUAAACCCAAUCAAAAACAAUCUGAAGGCAAUAAUGCACCUGCUGUGCCACAAUCAUCUCCGACUCAAGGCAAUCAACAAAUUGAACAACAAAUUGUAAUCUUAAAAAGUAAGUUACAUAUUCCUAAAAGAAGAAAUCCGAAGGCUGGAGGUUCUCUGGGGCGUCAAACUGUAAUUGAUGUGAAUCAUCUUCCUCUUGACCUUGAUAAUUUGUUCAAAAAACUUGUCUACCAUGUGGAUGUACAAUUCACACCAGAACUACCAAAAAGACUUCUAAGAAAUGCUUUGGAAGAAUUUAAUGCAAGACAUUACCCGAAAGUUAAUUUUGCAUUUGAUGGACGAAGAAAUAUGUAUACUAUAAAAGAGAUAAAAGCGAAAACUGAUACAGUAUCAGUUUUAAAUGAUGAAAAUAAUAGAACGAUUGACUUUAAUAUUUCAACCUCAAUUGUCAAUACAAUUCAGAUGAAUAAAAUUCAGGAAUAUUUAAAAUCUGGAUCGUCCAACACUCCCCCAGGUGAAGCAUUUCAAGCAUUGGAUAUUGUUUUGAAAAACCGUCCAUUUUCAUUAAGAUUCACUAAUGUUGGAAGAUCAUUUUUCCCACUUCCACGUAUUACACCUGUUGACUUGGGCGAAGGAAUGGAAUUAUGGAAAGGAUUUUUUCAAAGUCCUGUUAUGGGUUGGAAACCUUACCUCAAUAUAGAUGUGGCGCAUAAAGGAUUUCCCAAGCAUCAACCAUUAAUAGACUUCAUAGCAAAAGAAUUGAAUUGUGAUAUCAAUGUAGAAAUGGAUCAAAGAAGUUACAAUGCGUUAUCAAAUUAUGUUAAAGGAUUGAAAAUUGACUUUAUGGUUCCAAAUCAACCCAAUACAAAACGUUCAUACAAAGUAGUUGGUCUCCUUGACACUGCCUCUAGAUUUAGAUUUGAUAUAGAAGAUGCUACUAGAGGUAGACAAACACUUAAUGUAGUUCAAUACUUCAGAAUUACUCGAAACUAUGUUAUCAAGUAUCAAAAUUUACCAUGUUUACACGUUGGCAACGUUAACAAGAAAACUGCUAUUCCAAUUGAACUAUGCAAGGUUCAAAGAGGACAAUUGCGUUUGAAAAAAUUAUCUGAAGUUCAAACUGCAGCCAUGGUGAAGAAUGCAGCUAGGCCUCCUGGAGAACGACGACAAACUAUUGAAAAUUGCAUCAAAGACAUUAAUUACAACGACGAUAAUGUAUUGAAAGACUUUGGUAUUGAAGUUACAGAACAGUUUGCUUCAAUACCAGCAAGAGUUUUGGAUCAACCUUCGUUGGCUUAUGCUCAAAAUAAGGAAACUAAACCAAGAGCUGGUGUUUGGAGACCUGAUAGAUUUUCUAAAGCAGUACAUAUUAACAAAUGGGUUGUAUUGAAUCUAGACCAGCGUACUAAUAUUGAAAGCAUAAAAAACUUUGAAAAAAGUUUGAUGAUGAGUGCUAGAGACUUGAAUGUUGUUAUAAACCCAAUGUAUCCUGUAAUUAACUGUUUUUUGCCAAGGAAUAAUAGUUUAUCUGAACUAAAAAAUCUAAUGGGGAACCUUUUUGCAAAGCAAAAAGCUUGCGAUACAGAAUUAAUUGUGGUUGUUAUUCCAGAUUAUCCUCCAGGAAUUUAUGCUUCUGUUAAGCAAAAAUCAGAACUGGAAGUUGGUGUUCUUACACAAUGCAUUAAAUCCAAGACUAUGUUUAGAAUGAAUACAUCAACAUCUUCCAAUAUUCUACUAAAAAUAAAUUCAAAAUUAAAUGGAAUCAACCACACUCUUGCCAACAGAAGCAGCCCGCCUAGUAUGGAUGGAGCAAUUAUUUUUGGUGCUGAUGUGACACAUCCAUCUCCUGAACAGACUACUAUUCCAUCAGUUGCUGCUGUAGCAGCCAGUCACGAUAUUUAUGGAAGCCAAUACAAUAUGGAAUGGCGCUUGCAAUCUCCUAAAGUAGAAAUUAUUCAAGAUCUAGAAGACAUUGUUCAUAUUCAAUUGGUUAAAUACAAAGACAGAACCAAAAGUGUGCCGAAAAAAAUAUUUUAUUUUAGAGAUGGUGUAAGCGAAGGCCAAUUUCUACAGUUGUUGGAAUAUGAACUGAUUGCUAUUCGAAGAGCUUGCCUUCGACUCAAUAUCAACUACAAACCUUCAGUGACAUUUUUGGUCGUACAGAAACGACAUCACACCAGAAUGUUUCCCAAGUACAGUUGUGACAUGGAUGGCAAGUUCGCUAAUGUUCCUUCUGGCACAAUUAUAGACACUCAAAUUACACAUCCAACAGAACUUGAUUUUUAUUUAUGUAGCCAUGCUAGUAUUCAAGGCACGUCCAGACCAACCAAGUAUCAUCUGAUAUGGGAUGACAAUAAUUUCACUGAAGACCAGUUGGAACAGCUGACAUUUUAUCUCUGCUUUAUGUUUGCACGUUGUACCCGUUCUGUUUCAUAUCCGGCACCUACAUACUAUGCCCAUUUGGCUGCAUUUAGAGCACGAGCUUAUAUUGAAAACAAAGUCAUCAACCUCAACAAUUUAGAUGAUGAGCAAACCAGAAAUCAACUUAACAAAUCAUUCACGGCUAAUACUCCCAUGUUUUUUGUUUAACAUUUUUUAACUAAAUAAUUUUUUUAUCUCAAUUUUUUUUGUAAUUCUAAAUUACUUUUUUUUUGAGUAUUAAAUAUAUAUGUAUUUAUCUCUAUAUUAUUACCCAUGUUAUACUAUAUCUUUUUAACUUUUUAAGACGAUUUUUUUUUCUUAUAUACUUAGCUUAUAUUUUAUUUCGCUUUCUUAAUAAAGUCAUAUUCCAACCUAA
Molecule: messenger RNA, 3551 nt
Organism: Myzus persicae (green peach aphid)
Lineage: Eukaryota; Metazoa; Arthropoda; Insecta; Hemiptera; Aphididae
Product: protein argonaute-2-like
Exons: 21
Coding region: 380-3343 (987 amino acids)
Molecular function (GO): protein binding; RNA binding
Source: RefSeq, a predicted model, not a curated record